Molecule: messenger RNA, 3315 nt
Organism: Asterias rubens (European starfish)
Lineage: Eukaryota; Metazoa; Echinodermata; Asteroidea; Forcipulatida; Asteriidae
Product: zinc transporter ZIP1-like
Exons: 2
Coding region: 851-1981 (376 amino acids)
Biological process (GO): zinc ion transmembrane transport
Cellular component (GO): plasma membrane
Molecular function (GO): zinc ion transmembrane transporter activity
Source: RefSeq, a predicted model, not a curated record
CCAUGAAGCAAUUGUGUGUGGUGUGAAAAAAACAAAGGGAAACUGGGCAUAGUUACGUAACAACAUAAAUUCUUUCUGACAUUUUAAGCUAUCAACCUGGAAAGAGGUUCCUUCCGUCAUGAUUGAACAACGCACGCAGCCGACACAAGUGCCAAAGUAACCGUGUGUGCAAGCAAACCAUGGAGGUAGAAAACUCCCCCGUACAUACACCGUGGUCGUGGAGUCCAUGAGCUAUCUAUUAUCUACCCUAUCUUCCAACAAGUACAUCCUGGCCCUCCCUCCACCAGAGGCAGAGGAGUAUUGCUCUAGACCAUGGUCGUACUGUGUGGUGCAAAAGUGCUUGGUCACGGCAUGGUCGAAACAAAUGCACACAUUACCACCAUACAAUAUUUGUAUUUGUAGUGUGUGUGUAAAGUUUAUGACUGACUGCUGCUAGGUGCAAAAACCGAAAACACAAAGCGUGUGUGCGGUGUGUGCAAACGUUUAUGGAGGUACACUUGUGCAAACAACUGGUCUCGUGACACCGGCACUAGACUAUAGACUAGACAAGGUGAAUACUGAAGUAUUGUUUGUCAAUGUGUUAUUGUCUCAGAGUUGAAAGAAGAUACUGAAUUAGCAACAGUGGACAUGGUGGACUGUUUUUAUCCUUCCUUCACGGUUUCAGCACAGUCACUGCUUCUUGAUGCAAGAAAACUGUAUGUUGAUGUACCGUACAACUUGACUUCAUGCGCUGAUGUGAUCUGCUGUUCUGUUCAGAAUUGCUUGGCCCAACUUAUUCACAAGGAUUUGUGAGUCUCAUUUCCGCUUUUUAAUUGUGCCAGCCUGCCAGGUGUACAUCUAAUCUGUUGCCAUGGAAAUCCUGAUCAUCAAGUUCAUUUUGCUGGGAACACUUUUUGUGACAUGCCUCACAGCAAGUUUGCUUCCCCUGAAAUUUGUGGAUGUUUUUAAUAAACGACAGGGACAAGCAGGCCUGGCACGUAAACACCUCAUGGAACGAGUGUUUCGUUUUCUAAACUGCUUUGGUGGAGGGGUGUUCCUCGCAACAUGCUUGCUGGAUCUACUGCCAGAUGUUCGCAGUAAACUCACUGACUUGUUCCCAAAACUAGGCAUCAAAACCAACUUUCCUAUUGCAGAGUUCAUUACCGCUGUGGGGCUUUUUUUGAUUCUCUGUAUUGAACAAAUCGCUCAUGACUUCAAGGAGAAGAGCUUUGAGAAGAAGCAUCACAAGGCACUUCAACAAAUCGACGAAGAAGAGCAACCCGAGGACGAAAGAAGUCCACUUUUAAAACACACUGCCACUAGCAGUGCUGCUGUUGAUAAUCAAGUCAAUACUGAACAACACAACAACCCUAGCAGCCAGGAAACCUUGCAACGAGAACUUAGUAACACUGGUAGUGUUCAGUCAGAGGGACAUGGUCAUAGUCACGGCCACAGUCAUGGAAUGAUUGAUUCUAACCCUGCUGAUAGUACUAUAGUCCAGCAUACUGACAGCCAUGAUAUGGUCACUAGCUCCUCCCUACGAUCACUGCUUCUACUCCUUGCCCUAUCACUACACUCAUUAUUUGAAGGCCUCGCCCUAGGUCUGCAGAGUAAUAUCGCACAGCUGUUAGGAAUCUUCUCUGCCAUUGUGAUCCAUAAAACCAUCCUAGCGCUUAGUCUCGGAGUUAACUUUGUUCAGAGUAACCUCCAUAAGGCAACAGUAAUUCAAUCUAGUAUUUGUUUUUCUGUCAUGGCACCAAUAGGAAUAGUCAUUGGUGUCUUAGUGACGGAAGGAUUUAACAGUAUUGCCCACGGCAUCACCAGUGGUGUCUUGCAAGGGUUAGCUACAGGGACAUUCUUGUAUAUAACUUUCUUUGAAGUACUUCCUAUGGAGAUGAGCCAGCCUGGAGAUAGAUUACUUAAACUCUUAUCCACAUUGAUAGGAUUUUCAGUAAUUGUGGGAACAUUGUUUCUGGAUCCUACGAUUAACAGUGGCAAUUAACACUAGAUCUUAAUACGUACAGUAGGUGGAAGGUAUUCAGUUUGCUGACAUGUACACAUGUUAUGUAUUAUUAGUAUUAGUAUUACUUAAAUUCUGUAUUUUGCAUUUGGGAUAACAAAUAUUACCCAUCCAUCGAUGUGUAGGGCUAUAUGAUCUACAUCUAUGUAUACUCGGUACUUUCCUAAGUCCAGUGAAAAACCCCGUACUAUCACUCGGAUGGUUGGUAGCUGGGCACUGUUAAUGGACCAACUCGGCCAUGGACCAUUACCACCACACAGUGAAGACCAGCUCCUCACACUGUUAUACAUGUAAUGGCUAAUUUAAUGCUGUAUACUGGAAAACAUAUGUCUGUAAGGUACGUCUUCAUAGCUAGGUCUGUGUCCAAAUUAGUGGCUGUGACUUCUUGUUAGCCACUUUUUAAAAUUAUGCAUUGAGGCAUCUAGGCUUCCCUAAAUCCACAGGCACACUCCUCGAAUUGGAACCAACGACCUUUGUCAUUCUAAAGCAGAUGUCUGGUUCACAGGUUGUUUCUUUCUUUAUGACUUAUCUUUGCAGUGUUUUAUUAACAAACACUGCAGAGAGAAAGGCAAGGACAAACGCGGAAACAAUGCAGUGAUGAUACACCACCAUUUCAGAACUUUGACCCAUGAUAAAAAACAAAUUAAUACCGCAAAGACCAAACAAUGACAAUAGGCAUUUAUCUUGACAGUGCAAUGAACUGUGUGUGUACAAACCAUUUUAAUGACUGUAUUGCAAAAUAUUCCCUCUUGUUGUGAAACUUGGCCAUCACCGUUGCUUAUAAUGGAGAAAAUUGCACAUUUCUAGUGUAGUUACAAUAAUUUCUUUUCCCCAAAAAUAAGUCACAAUCUUGUUGCAUCCGCACAACAAUAAAUUAGAAUGAUUUAAUGCAUUGUCCGAUUAACAAUAAACCAUUUUUAUGUGAUCCUUUUUAUGACCCAAUAAAAAACCAUGCUUUGGGGGGGGGGGGGGGUCUUAAUAUCAUGGCCAUAAUGUCAUCAUUAUGCAAAUGAUAACUUGGUCAUGUUUCAACUAAUCAUACGAACAUGUGGCAAAGUGAGGCUUUUACUUCAAUUCAAUUCAAUUCAAUUAAUCUUUGUAAAUGAUAGUCAUGCUGCAGUGAUGGUGAUAUGAAACCAGACAAACAUGUGUCAAGAUUACAACAAUGUGAGGCUAUUCACUCGCAAUGUACACAGUUUUACCUCAUAAUUUAAAACUACUAAAAUGUUGUUACAUGUUCCCUUUUUGUAUUGUUUACAAAAAUAUAAUGUAAAAUAAAACAUUCUAUAUCAAAUGAAGGUAAGCAUUUUUGUUUA